AGUAAUAUCAAUUUGAUUUGAUGUGAUGUAAUAAACCCGGUUGCAUCAGAGUUCUUCACUUCCCUAUUGAAAAUUAAUUAUUCACCGGUUCAUGAUCGGAUCCCAAAUCGAACCACCACUCACCACCGUCACCGACGAAGAUUCUGGAAGAAGCAAACCCGCGUUGAGCGUUACGGCGCCGAUAACCAUUUCGUGUAUCGAUUCGAUUGGAUCCAGAAUUCGAGGAGGUUGAUUUUUCAAUGGCGUAUAGAAGGAGACAAUACGGAACUUCUAAAUCUUCUCCUUUGAUUUUCGAAGACGAAGCAAUUCGAAACCCUAAUCCAAUUGCAGUAUCGUCUUCUUCGAGUAAUGAUGGCGUUGACGCUUCUUCUUCGGAUUCUCUUGCUGCUAAAGCUAUUAGAGCUUCUUCGGCGCGUCGUGAUUCUUCGCUUUCGUCGCUUUAUGGUCACUCCAAUCUCUCUUCUCCUCGGUCUCAACCUACUCCCACUGCUCCUCCUCCAUCCUCCAAGGAUUCUAGAGCAUAUGAGUAUACAUCUAUGAAGAAAUUGAAUGAGCCCAAGAGUGGAUUUUGGGGCGUUCUAGCUAGAAAAGCAAAAUCAAUCAUUGAGGAUGAUAUUGUAACACCAGAAUCUGAAAUACCUGGGACAACAAGGUCACAAUAUCCUGGCGUAACAUCAAGGGGAAAGGUCCAAAAUUCGAAUCACUUAGAGGAGGGAAAUCUCAAAAGGGACAGUCCAACAAUUAUUAAGGGAUUAGAUGCCAUCACAUCUUCUCUUACUCAUAUCGGUGGCACCAUUGGUAAAUCUUUGGAGGAAGGUUUUACAAUUGUUGAGAAUAGGACUUCAGAUAUCAUUCAGGAAACCCGUAAACAUAUCAGGAAAAAGCCCGGGAACUUUGUAGGACAGAAUCAGGAAACAAACCAUUCUACAACGUCGCAAGAACCCCAGUUGCGGUCCCAGAUGUCGCCAACACAAGGAGAUCAAGAACUUCAGCUGAAGGCAUCUCGCGACGUUGCAAUGGCAAUGGCUGCCAAAGCAAAACUGCUUCUUCGGGAGUUGAAGACUGUCAAGGCUGAUCUGGCAUUUGCAAAGGAUCGAUGUGCUCAAUUAGAGGAAGAAAAUAAAAUCCUCCGUGUAAAUCGCGAAAGGGGAGAUAGCCAAGAUGAUGAUGAUUUGAUACGACUGCAACUUGAAACUCUUCUAGCUGAGAAAGCUCGCUUGGCUCACGAGAACUCAGUUUAUGCUCGUGAGAAUCGCUUUCUGAGGGAGGUCGUUGAAUAUCAUCAACUUACGAUGCAGGAUGUUGUGUACUUAGACGAGAGCAAUGAGGAAGUCUCUGAAGUUAAUCCUCUGAACUUACCCCCAGUGCCCCUAGAUUCUAAUACUCCAUCUGCCACAUCCCUAUCAUUUUCUUCAGAUGCCAACCUUGGCAUGGGAUCAGAAUUAACAAGAGGCAUUUCAUCUCCCAUAUCAGGAAAGGAUAUAAAGAGUUCUGAGGUGAUUGUAAAGGACUCGACGAGUUCUGAAGUGAAGAGCAUCUCUUCUAUAGCUGGAAAGGACGGAAAAUGACAUGAAAUUCUUCAUGCCUCUAUGAUCUGUUGUUUAUGUGUUGCUCGUUUUACAUAUUGUGGGUGACAUUAGCUUGAUGUAAUUUUGUACCUUAUAUUGUGUAACUAAAAAAGAACGGUUCUGUAUAUCAAAGUACUGUUUUUUUUUCUCAGUUCAGUUCUUUAUUUUUUUAUGGUGGAUGCGUAACUAUUGAUCCAUGAUACACUGAAGCGUCAGUUGAGUGUAGACUAUUUCGUCAAGUGCAUUUAGUGCUUGUCAAACGUCAAAUUGCUAAAAGAUACGUAAUUAAGUGACA
Medicago truncatula (barrel medic) is the source of this 1863-nucleotide messenger RNA. RefSeq lists its product as uncharacterized. The transcript is spliced from 6 exons. Bases 240 to 1568 code for a protein of 442 amino acids. The record is from RefSeq and is a predicted model, not a curated record. Lineage: Eukaryota; Viridiplantae; Streptophyta; Magnoliopsida; Fabales; Fabaceae.